GUCUCCGGCAAGAGUGUCCUGCUGUGUGCUUAUGAGUUUGUGACUCUGGGACUUCAACCCAACAGCAGCAAACAACACUUGUCGCAUCCUUAUUUUGAGAAUCGUCGACACGACUUUGUUUUGGCCAUUCGCAGAUUUCCCCAAUCAGUUGCGGUUUGAACGUAAAACACGGAGUUACGGCGUUCGCUUUAUUCGGUUUUUGAGUCUGUAUCGCAUUCGAAUUUUUUUCUUCUUCCCUUACACUUUGAUUUUUUGCGCUUAUUGUCCAAUAAAUUGUUGCUGCCUUUGCCACCGCCACAAAGCUUUGUUUGGCCAACGCUAAGUGCGUUGUUUGUCACAACCACCCAUAGGAUGUAUGAUUGCGCGUGUGUGUGUGCGAGUGUUAUAUCCUUUGGUUCGUUGGUUCCGCUUAACGUAAUUUCGGUGCACGUGUUUUUGUGAUUGAUUUUUGUUCCACAUUCCCUGCAGUUAAUUAAAUAAAUUAACUUGAGUUACUAAUUGGCAAUUAAUUGAGAAUAUGAGGGAAUAUUCAGUUCAAUACAAUACUGCAGACCAAUAUAAGAAAAAUGGGAAUGAAAGUGAAAAAUACGCAUGAAGUUUGAAUAAAAAUCAAAAAAUUACUAUUACAACAAUAAUAUUUACGAAAUGUGAACAAAACAACAAAAGGAAAUUCUUUUACUAAAGAAAGUGUUUGAUAAGCUUGGAUGUAAUACUGAGAAAACAUUAUCGAUUGUGCUACCAAUGGAUUACAAUAAACAUUCAUUUAGUUUGGAUUAAAUUGAAUAGACGCCUUUCGUGUUUACUUGUAAAUAUAAGGGGCCUUUAAUCUUAAUGUGAUGUGGCUUUAAAUUUAACCAAUUUGCCUCGUCGAGCACAUUAGUCAAGGAUACGUGUGUCGCGGUAAGUUCAUCGGCACCAGCAUCAUCAUUACCACCACUGUUGCUGCCAUCUGCAUCUGCUGCAACGAAAAAGGCUCAUCACGAGUUGUUGGCCGAGGUCAUUAUGCAACAGCCCAGUGAUUACUACACACAAACCGAAAGUGAACUCUUACAAUUGGAGGCAGCCGGAGUACACUUACCGGCCUACCAACUGCAGGCCGACUGCAAUCUGACACAGCUCUCCCAGAACCAUCAAAAGCAAUCACUUCCAUAUCAGCCUCACAUUCUGCCGCCCAAUUUGAAUAACAACGAUCGGUCGACGCCCACCUCAUCAUCGAAUGCCACACCCACACCAAGCAGCACAAGCCACAUUGAUCCAGCGUCAGGUAGCAGCAAUGGUGGCGGCAACCACACAACCCCAUCAACACAUUUUAUGGGGCCCCCGCAGCGGCGCCACUGCCAGCCGCCCACAAAUCUGCCGCUCAGCUCGAUUACAUCGCCCCUGCGUGCCAACUACAAGACGACAGCCUAUUUACACAGUCAUCAUCAGCAAUUAGAAUUCCAGCGAAACUCGCAAUCGGAUGACGACAGUGGCUGUGCCUUGGAGGAGUACACAUGGGUGCCACCUGGUCUAAGACCUGAUCAGGUUCGGUUAUAUUUUUCCCAGCUACCCGACGACAAGGUGCCGUACGUAAAUAGUCCCGGUGAGAAAUACCGCAUAAAGCAAUUGCUUCAUCAGUUACCACCACAGGACAAUGAGGUCCGUUACUGCCAGUCCUUAAGUGACGAAGAACGCAAAGAGUUGCGCAUUUUUUCGGCUCAACGAAAACGUGAGGCCUUGGGCCGUGGUGCCGUACGACUGCUUUCCGAUGAACGUCCUUGUCAAAAUUGCAACGAACAACUUUCCUCCGGUGACAUUGUGGUCUUUGCUCAACGUCUUGGCGCACAGGUUUGUUGGCAUCCUGCCUGUUUCGUAUGCUGUGUCUGCAAGGAAUUGCUGGUAGAUUUAAUAUAUUUCCAUCGUGAUGGUAACCUCUAUUGCGGACGACAUCAUGCUGAAACCCAAAAGCCACGUUGUUCGGCAUGUGAUGAGAUUAUUUUCUCCGACGAAUGUACCGAAGCGGAAGGCCGCACGUGGCACAUGAAGCAUUUCGCUUGCUUCGAAUGUGACCAUCAACUUGGCGGUCAAAGGUAUAUAAUGCGCGAUGGCAAACCAUUUUGUUUGAGCUGUUUCGACACCAUGUUCGCCGAGUACUGCGAUUAUUGCGGCGAAAUCAUAGGUGUGGAUCAGGGACAAAUGUCUCAUGACGGUCAGCAUUGGCAUGCCACAGAUCAGUGUUUCUCUUGCUGUACAUGCCGCUGUUCACUCCUGGGAAGGCCAUUCUUGCCACGUCGCGGAACUAUCUACUGUUCUAUUGCUUGUAGUAAAGGUGAACCGCCAACACCCUCGGACACUAGUUCUGGGCCACAACUAAGGCCUACACACAGGGCGAGCACUACCAGCCAAAUUGCUCGAUCACCUCGCCCAGGUAAGGGGUCGCAUAGUAAAGAUAAACACGGUGGAAAAAGUUCGGGAAGUGCUGGUGAUCUUUUGGAACGUCAGGAACGACAGAGAAGGGAGGACUUGGGUCGCCUAAUGCUUGCACGGAAUAUGGAGAAUGUUGCGGUGCCUGGCAUUCCUAGGCCGGCCCAUCCACCACCCAUAGACCUUACAGAAUUAGGCAUAAGUUUGGAUAAUAUUUGCGAUGGAGACAAGACAAUAUUCGGAGAUUCCAAUAUCACCGCCUCCCUGCCCGAUAUGCUGGUGUCCAAGGGCGAGGACUCUCACAGCUAUCAGAGCAUAGAUAAAAUCAUGUUAAACUCUCCCACUGCCUCGGAUAUGACACAGUCCACUCAAGAACUAACCAAUGAAUUAGAUUUGGAUCAUGAGAAUGAUAAUGGUUUCAACGCCUCACCUCACGACAAUUAUGAGCGCAUUAAAAACGACAUUGACGAUGACGAGGAGUAUGAGGACGAGGAGAACAAUCGCCAUGCCACAAAAGAGGUUCGCUUCCACAGCCUCCAUGACACCAUGUCACGCUCGAAAAGUUACACUGACAACUCAAAUGCCCGACGCAGACGGCGCAGGCGCAACCAGUCGCGCAGCAGCUCUGAGAUUCAAAUCAAUCAAAGCAAUUUACGAUUACACAACGCUCAGACUCAGGCUGGCUCAAGUGCUGUGAGAAAUUCGGAUAAUUGCGAUGCAGCCAGCGUUUGUUCCACAUGCUCGUCUAGCUCUUCGAGCGAUAUGGACGAUUAUGUGUACCGUUUGCCAGCACGCAAACACUAUGGCGGCGUGCGUGUCUCAUAUGUUCCCAACGAUGCCAUUGCCUAUGAGAAAAAGAAAAAACAGGCCAUGUUGGAGCAGACGGGCAAUACCACCAACUCUUUCUACGGUUCAUCUGCAGGCGGUCCAGCUGGUGUCGGACCAAUGGUCAGCAGCACAAACUCAGUCCUAGGAGGCACUGGCGGUGGAGGGGGAAGUGAUGGCAAAAACUGCACAAUUUCAUGACAACCUCCAAUUUUGCCACCACCACCAUUCAAUUUGAGCAGUUAUUACAUUUUGGACACCAUACUGGAGGAGGAGAGAUUCGUGGCCAUAGAAAAGAAACCUGGUUGUUUUAGACGCUUCUGGAACAUACUGAGUGCGAGUAGAAAUAAACCACAAUCGAAGCAUUUACAAAAUGUUUAAAUGGAACCCCCAAUUUUGAAAACGGAAAAAAACAUUAAUGUUUUUUUUUAACUUUUAUGUUGUAAUGAUUUUUUUAUUCGAACUGAGAAAAUAAACAAACCGCUGUAUAUGUUAUUCUUCAGUGAAAACUUAAAGGCAAUUUUUGAUUAUGCCAACUCCCAUCUCAAAUCAAUAAACGUGUAUUUCUUCACAAAGUAAGCUUUUUGAUUUAUUGGGUUGCCCAAAAAGUAGUUGCGGAUUUUUCAUAUAGUCGGCGUUGACAAAUUUUUUUCACAGCUUGUGACUCUGUAAUUGCAUUCUUUAUUCUGUCAGUUAUCAGCUGUUACUUUUAGCUUGCUUUAGAAAAAAAAGUGUAAAAAAGUAUAUUUGAUUAAAGUUUAUUCUAAGUUUUAUGAAAAAAGGCAUUUACUUUCUUUUAAAAAAUCCGCAUUUACUUUUUGGACAACCCAAUAAUAUGAAUAACUAAACAUGUUUUUUCCAGACGCUUUAAAUUUUCAAGCGUAUAUCUUUAUUUGUUCGACCGAUAUCGUGAUUUUCACAGACAGACGAACAUUCAAGGCUGCAUCGACUUAAAAUGUCACAACUUCGAUAUAUCGAGAUGUUACAAACGAAGUGAAUAUCCCUCCAUUAUAGGGUGGGUAUCCAAUUUGGGUAUAGACCAAUUUGUCAAUUUAGGGUCUUAAGCCCAUAAACGGCGCAUUUUUAACCGCUGGGACUGGUAUACGAUUUCUGGGCACCUAAGCCACAUAUGAUACUAAUCGGCCCGUAUUUGGAUAUGGUGGAAAAUAUAGGAUAAUUAAUUUGUCCGUGUUGUGGGUAUGCUAAAAUUGGCACUUGUUUUAGACAUGGAGGGCGCAAUUUUUUAAACAAUUGUUAUGACUUAACAUCUGCGCCAUGUAUGCCCUAAUUCGGUGCGCAACUUGAUACAGCUUCUAAUCAGAAUGAAAAACAAUUAUUGUGAGCUUUUGAAGACCGUCAAUUAUUAUCAGAUUCGUUUUUUGCUCUAUACCUUUCAUUUGAAUUCCAUAUUGUCCUAAUAGAUCUAUAUAUCCAGGAGGGUAUUGGGGGUGGAAACCUUAGGCACCCCACCAGAGCAAUGGAUACCAAAUUUUUGUUUUUAGCUUGCUUGGGCCAUUAAUCUCAGACCCGGCACGGUAUAUCUGAGAGCACCACACAGACUGGAACAUUGAGGUCCGAUUUGUGUAGUGUUCACUGCUUAGCUGCGAUCUACCGGGCGCGUCCACAGGUUGCGGAUCGUGUAAUGCUCCAUACGGAAAAGCUGCAAUGGCAGCCGCGGAAAAUCAGGGGUAUCGAACGGAGAGUCUCAGUGGGACGCCGGGCUUGCACAAAUACUGAGUGCCUAUGACAAGGCGAGUUACUGGCGCCUUUAAAUAGCCAAUGGCUACCCUGUUUCCGCGGCGAUCGGUCUUUUGGAACGGAACGGGCUUGCUCACCUACAGGAGAGUGACGAGGAUCGCCGUUGCAGCUACUCCAUAUGGAGAGUCUCAGUGAGAGGCCGCGCGGCACCGGCUCUUGCACAAAUACUGAGUGCCUAUGACAAUGCGAGUUACUAGCGCCUUUAAAUUACCAAUGGCUACCCCUACAGGAGAGUGACGAGGAUCGUCGUUGCAGCUACUCCAUAUGGAGAGUCUUAGUGAGAGGCCGGGCGGCACCGGCUCUUGCACAAAUACUGAGUGCCUAUGACAAUGCGAGUUACUGGCGCCUUCAAAUUACCAAUGGCUAUCCCUACAGGAGAGUGACGAGGAUCGUCGUUGCAGCUACUCCGUAUGGAGAGUCUCAGUGAGAGGCCGGGAGUCACCGGCUCUUGCACAAAUACUGAGUGCCUAUGACAAGGCGAGUUAUUGGUGCCUUUAAAUAACCAAUGGCUACCCUGUUCCCGCGGCGAUCGGUCUUUUAGACCAGGACGGGCUUGCUCACCUACAGGAGAGUGACGAGGAUCGCCACCUCCACAUGAAAAUGUGGCUACAAAAACAACAGAAACAAAUCUCCAAAAUCAGGCGUUCGUGAAAAUAAGGAGUUCUUUUUGGGGUUGGGAUGGCCCCCAGACAUUUCGCCUAAAAUCAAAUUCAUGCUCUUCUUCCAAAUAUCUGUAAUUUAAGUCCAUAUUGCCAUUGUUGGUAAUUGUGUACGAUUUGUGGGAGUUUGGGACCCCAAACAUUAGCCCUAAUAUUGGAUAACUGAUUCAUUCAAUCUAUUUUAGUUGAUUUCAGGAGUUAAAGCGCCAUCUAGAACUUGGACACAGAUUUUAAUGUUCGUUACCUUGUCCCAGCUACCUUUCAUUUGAGUCCCAUAUAGCCAGGUUCGGUUAAUAUGCCCACUUAGGAAGUGGGGUGACCCCCCAUUACUUGGGUUUAAUUUAUUCGUAAUCCACUCCUCAAUUUUUUCCAUACAUAAGUUAUUUUCAUUUAAACCUUGAAUCUUCCAAAAAGCUAAUGGGACAUAUACACAUAUAGUUGACACAAAUGCAUUUAACGUUUUCCACAAUUUUGCACUUUGUAGGGUAAGGCUAAGGUCCGCCGAUGCCGCCUACCUACAAUUUUUAAAACUUUGCACUGUGAAGUAUUGCAAAAAUAGGCCUGCCCUUCCAUAUUUUUCAUAUUAGUCAAAACCCAUAUCAUUGCAAGAAUGUAGCAAAAAUCUCAAUUCAGAAAAAAGUCAUUACAAAAUAAAACCUUAAAAGAAAACAUCCUGCCAAUGUAUGUAUUAUAAAAUACUGCCCUCAAACGAUUAUAUAAAUCAAAUACAAUAAAUAGAAAAAAAAACAACUGUGCUGUAGAUAUAUUGUGAAUCACAUAUGAAAAGAAACUUCCAUAUCGUAUUUUUUGUAUGUAGCAAAGAAAAAAUUAUAUAACUAUGAAAUCUGUACAAAUCUAAACAUCUUUACAAAUUCUGACACACAUAUAUACAAAAAUAAAAAUACUAUUACAAACGACACAUAAUAUUUAUAGGAAACGUAAUAAAACAUCGAUUUUAUUCGACUAGAAUGAAGAAGCAUUUAUCACAAACCCUUAGACUAGAAACUGUGUAGUCUUUAGUCAUUAUGACCUAUGACACAAUAGAAGAACAUAAAACCUAGCCACAAAAGAAUACCGAGCAACAACGAAACACAAUUUUAAAAAAUAAAUCAAAAUAACACAAACCAGAUAAUACAAAAGAAUAAUUUUUAUUUGUUCACUGUUAUAACACAAUAUCACACUUAGAAAGAAUUAAAUGAAAUAAAAUUUAAAAUAAAGCAAGACCUCCACAGCGAAAAAAAAAAGAAAACAAUAGAAAAAAUCAAACAACGAAAGUUACAAACAAAUCUUUUCACCAAUAAAAAACGAAAGUUCUAUUAUGCAAAAUCUACCAUGAGGGCUAUCUGUUUAAUUAUGGCCAACCCAAAGUUGAAGCAAAUCAUCCAGAAAGCCCCUAGGUCAUUUUAGGAGUAGCUAUUGUCUGUUUGCAACCAAAAAUAAAACAAUAGACAAAUUAACAAAUGAUUAGUUGAAUAGAUGUGCGAUCGAUCGAAUGGUUUCCAAGUAGCUUCCAUCAUAAUGAUUGAAUGAAUUCUUCACUAAUAACGUGUUCCAUGAAAGGUGGCGUGCACAAAUUCUAUUGUUGCAAAACCAUGGAUGACUCUCUAAUCACUCUAGUGCUUUAGGUAUGUCUUUCUCCCUUGAAAACACCACUGCCAGUCAUCUACGCGAGGAAGUUAAUUUUGAUAUGAAGAAAGAAGUUAAAUAUUUUGUAGUUUACUCACAAUCAUUCAGUUUACUUGUCAAGAGUUCAUAAACUUAAUAACAUAUCUGUAUAUAUGGAUUAUACCUACGUACAUAUAACAUCUAUUUACAUAAGAAUAUAUUGAGUGUGUUCGAAUGUAUCAAUCGAUAAUUAAAGAUAUUUAGAUUUACAUUCACGUUGUAUAGCCUCAAACUUCCAUAGUCUUCGUUUCUAAUUAUCCCUAAGAAAAUGUUGUAUUAUUUUAUCUC
This is a messenger RNA of Stomoxys calcitrans (stable fly), 7598 nucleotides long. It is a transcript of the gene esn, whose product is annotated as protein espinas. The record is from RefSeq and is a predicted model, not a curated record. Lineage: Eukaryota; Metazoa; Arthropoda; Insecta; Diptera; Muscidae. Bases 1003 to 3429 code for a protein of 808 amino acids. The transcript has 7 exons. Gene Ontology annotation, molecular function: zinc ion binding.